This is a messenger RNA of Durotheca rogersii, 1192 nucleotides long. RefSeq lists its product as uncharacterized. NCBI's taxonomy places the organism in Eukaryota, Fungi, Ascomycota, Sordariomycetes, Xylariales, Xylariaceae. Gene Ontology annotation, cellular component: membrane; cytosol; intracellular membrane-bounded organelle. Gene Ontology annotation, molecular function: calcium ion binding. The coding region runs from base 374 to 946 and encodes 190 amino acids. The transcript is spliced from 4 exons. The record is from RefSeq and is a predicted model, not a curated record.
CGCCGAAGCCGUCCAAAAAAAAAGAGGACGCAACUUUUCUUUUCGCUCUAGCAUACCCUGCCUAUUGCGAACAUACCGCGCCGACGUUGGAAUCGACAUCAAUCAGACCAUUCGCCUUUCUACGUUACCCGGUCUCUGAUGAGACGCAUGAGACCUCCCUAGUCGGUUUUACUGCCAUCCUCACACCGUCGCGACAACCCCACCCUAGCACCGUUUCCUUGCAACUCGUCGCAUAACUACCAACAAACCCCCCUCUUUCCCAUCCUGCCUUCGCGACACCUGGCAGGGAAAUUCGUCGAGAAUCCAACUUUCUUCGCAGGAAAUCUACAGACGAUACCCUGGUUCCACUGCCACGGGACUAAAACAUCCGAACAUGGGCAAAUCUCAAUCUAAGCUCUCUCAAGAGCAGCUGGCCGAACUGCAGAAAUCUACGCAUUUCGACAAGAAGGAACUGCAACAAUGGUAUAAGGGCUUCCUCAAGGACUGCCCGUCGGGUAUGCUCACAAAAGAGGAAUUCCAGAAGAUAUACCGACAAUUCUUCCCUUUCGGUGAUCCAUCCUCGUUUGCAGAUUACGUCUUCAACGUUUUCGAUUCGGACAAGUCCGGCUCUAUCGACUUCAAAGAGUUCAUCUGCGCCCUGAGCGUCACGAGUCGUGGGAAAAUGGAGGAUAAGCUCGACUGGGCGUUCCAAUUGUACGAUAUCGAUGGUGACGGCAAGAUCAGCUACGACGAGAUGCUCAAGAUCGUGGAAGCUAUUUACAAGAUGGUCGGUUCGAUGGUGAAGCUCCCGGAAGACGAAGAUACCCCCGAAAAGCGUGUGAGGAAGAUCUUCCGCAUGAUGGACAAGGAUGAGAACGGCAGUCUAGACAUGGAAGAAUUCAAGGAAGGCAGCAAGCGCGACGAGACCAUAGUGUCGGCUCUGUCCCUGUAUGAUGGGCUGGUGUGACCCGACGGUUCCGCCGAGGCAGAGGGGUGUAGAGACGUUGCGAUCCACGGAAGGGAACUCAUCGGAACAUGGAAACAGUGUCGGUGCGAGGAAUACGGUCUAGGAGAGGGGAACUCGAGGGCGAAGACAAGGAGGGUUCCGUUUAGAGGGCUGCUGCCAACAUGUUAUUCCCGUUUCCCUCCCGUCUUCACAUCGGCAUCUAUCCGCGGCAGCAGAAAGGGCAGGAGCGGCUACAGCGUCGACCGG